AAAUUCGGUCACCUGUGUCUUAUUUUUUAAGUGAUUUUUUCGGGUUAAGAUCUCUUUAAAUGCUCCCUCCUCUUUCUUUCUCUGUCUCUGCUAUUCGUUUUAAACACGAUUGAAGCCAACUGCUCACCGCUCAACGCUCAACACUCAACGCUAAAGCAGAAACAUCAUCGUUGUGAACACUGUUAAGUUUGUGUUGUCUGAAAACCAAGAAGGAAAAUGGAAACUAUGUGUUUAAAAAGUGGGAUAGUUCCCACGAUCCCUAUCAGUGGAUCUCUGGACGCACGUGCGAAUCCUUCUCAAGUGAGCACGGUGGGGCGUUCCGUGGCGGAGAAACCGCCGCAGAAGUCGGUGUUUUCGAGAUUUUCUUUUAGAUAUCCUUUGGAAUCUCUCUGGCCUCGGGGAGCUGGGAAUAGCAGAUACAAAGGGCUGGCCCUUGACGACGCCGUUUUGGUUGAGAACGGCGAAGGGAAGGCCGUUAGAGAUGACGGAGAGGGUGACGGAAUGGAACAGCAGAGAGGAAACUGGGUUUUGAAGAUUUUGCAUGUGAGGUCUACGUGGAAGGGGAAGCAGGGAAACAAAGAGGAUGUUGCGGCUAAUGAUGAAUUUCAUGAAACGAAUGAGGAUGAAGAGGAGGCGUGUGAUGGUUGCAGGGUUGAUGAAGAUGAAGGUGACUGUGGCAAAGAAGAGGUUCAAUUCGAUAGAGACUCGUUUUCCAGAAUGCUACGGAGGGUGUCUUUAGCUGAAGCAAGACUGUAUGCUCAGAUGUCACACUUGGGGAACUUGGCUUAUUCUAUACCCAAAAUCAAUCCAGGGAAACUCUUAAAACAUUAUGGUCUGCGUUUUGUGACUUCAUCAAUAGAGAAGAAGGAAUUGGCAGCAACAGCUGAAAAAAAUCCCCAUAAAGUUGAAAAUGAUGAGAAGGAAGAAGAAGAAAGAGAGGAGCCGAAGAACAGUGGAUACAAGAUAAGUGCAAAUGCUGCUUAUAAUAUUGCUGCGUCUGCUGCCUCUUAUCUGCAUACUCAGACGAGGAGCAUACUUCCAUUCAAAUCCUCAAAUGCCACAGCUGGUGAAGCUUCGCAUGAAGGAAGCAAUGAGAGCCCUGACAGUGCUAACAUGAUAAACACAGAGGUGGCAUCUUUGAUGGCGACUACUGACUCGGUGACAGCAGUGGUUGCAGCAAAGGAGGAAGUAAAGCAGGCUGUUGCAGAUGAUCUAAACUCUGCACAUUCAACACCCUGCGAAUGGUUUGUCUGUGAUGAUGACCAGAGUGGUACUAGAUUUUUUGUUAUUCAGGGUUCUGAGACACUGGCUUCAUGGCAAGCAAACCUACUUUUUGAGCCGAUUAAAUUUGAGGAUUUGGAUGUCCUUGUGCACAGAGGUAUAUACGAGGCUGCUAAAGGGAUAUAUCAACAGAUGUUGCCAGAAGUUCAUGCUCACCUAAAAUCUCGAGGUUCCCGUGCGACUUUCCGAUUCACCGGGCAUUCUCUUGGUGGAAGCUUGGCAUUACUUGUAAAUCUCAUGCUGUUAAUAAGGCACGAAGUGCCAAUCUCCUCUCUACUUCCUGUGGUAACAUUCGGUUCCCCAUCCAUCAUGUGUGGAGGUGAUAGUCUGCUAGAAAAGCUUGGCUUGCCUCGGAGUCAUGUUCAGGCAAUCACAAUGCACAGAGACAUUGUACCACGAGCAUUUUCGUGUAAUUAUCCUAACCAUGUCGCAGAACUAUUGAAGGCUGUCAAUGGGAACUUCCGUAAUCAUCCUUGUCUCAGUAACCAGAAGCUACUAUAUGCACCAAUGGGUAAUCUGCUGAUUCUACAGCCAGAUGAGAAAUUUUCACCUAGCCAUCAUCUCUUGCCAUCAGGGAGUGGUCUAUAUCUUUUGUGUGGUCCUUUGUCAGAAUCAAAUGACACAGACAAGCAGCUCCGAGCUGCUCAGAUGGGCUUCUUGAACUCACCCCAUCCACUUGAGAUAUUAAGUGACCGGUCUUCUUAUGGAUCUGGAGGAAGUAUACAAAGAGAUCAUGACAUGAAUUCCUACUUAAGGUCUGUGAGAACUGUGAUUCGCCAAGAACUAAACCAGAUCCGUAAAACAAAGAGAGAGCAACGGCGCAAGGUGUGGUGGCCUCUUGUAUUACCACGUGGAAUUGAUGCCAGCAUUGUUGUUGGGAGGUCCAUGAUAUCGGUCAAUAUGGGUCAACGCCAGUCCCCCUUCUCUGGCAUGAUACAAACGGGGAGAGAGUCCUUGAAAAGGUUCAGUAGGCUUGUUGCAUCCCAACAUAUGCAUUUGUUUGUGUUGCUCUUAUUCCCUGCUAGAUUGUUAUUCUUGGGGACAUACAGCGUAAUUAACCUCAAUUGAAUAUAAGAUGAUUCAUUAUUUAUCAUGGGGGACAGUCGUAUAGGGCAAGAGCACAUGGUAAGUAGGUCAUUAGAUGAUUCUUUAUUCAUUGAUUUCAAAAUUGAGUGUCUCCCAUGAUUGGUCCUUGUACUGUAAUAUUGCUCAAAUUAACAUUUACAAAUCCAAUUGAUUUUGCGUUCAAUU
This is a messenger RNA of Abrus precatorius (Indian licorice), 2532 nucleotides long. RefSeq names its product phospholipase A1 PLIP2, chloroplastic-like. Gene Ontology annotation, molecular function: glycerophospholipid phospholipase A1 activity. Bases 217 to 2349 code for a protein of 710 amino acids. NCBI's taxonomy places the organism in Eukaryota, Viridiplantae, Streptophyta, Magnoliopsida, Fabales, Fabaceae. Gene Ontology annotation, biological process: lipid metabolic process. The transcript has 5 exons. The record is from RefSeq and is a predicted model, not a curated record.